Messenger RNA from Atta colombica, 1706 nucleotides. RefSeq names its product steroidogenic acute regulatory protein-like (gene Start1). Lineage: Eukaryota; Metazoa; Arthropoda; Insecta; Hymenoptera; Formicidae. The coding region runs from base 230 to 1690 and encodes 486 amino acids. The transcript is spliced from 11 exons. The record is from RefSeq and is a predicted model, not a curated record. Gene Ontology annotation, molecular function: lipid binding.
UUCAGGCGUGACUAAACAUCACUUUGUGCUCUCUUGUUUAUACUUGGUGAUUCGAUACGGUGGUGCAACCGAAUGGUUUCCUCAUUAUCGCGCAACGGCAUGCAAUGCGAUGCAUGUGCAUGACAUUGUUUCGUCGAUAAACAAUUCAACUACCUGGCCGUAUCUAUGAGAGCUCCCGGUCACAAAACGGUCGACGUUACGACGACGACAUCAAAAGUACAUCGAAAGGAUGGCAGAAGAUGAGAGGCAAAUUAGAAUGGCCGCUGAAGCUAUAUUAAGUGGCUCAAUCAACUCUCAGAGAAGUUCGGUUACACAGCACAGUAUAACGCGAACGCCGGAUAUCAUUCUCAGCGAAGAUCUGAUCGCAGGAGCGAGACACAACGGCAGGAUGUCAAAUGUCAGGCGUUUCUUUUGCCUCUUCAUCACCUUUGAUCUUCUUUUUACAUUCCUCAUGUGGCUCAUUUGCACAAUGGUACAAGGUGAAAGUUUACGUACAGCUUUCACAGAUCAGGUGAUACAUUAUCAUAUAAAGACGUCUUUAUUUGAUAUUGUGAUGGCAGCGAUUUGCAGGUUCACGGUCUUGUUGCUCUUUUAUGCGCUACUGUAUCUGAAUCACUGGAUCAUUGUAGCUAUAUCAACUGCCACAACAUGUGCCUUUUUGAUUGCCAAAGUUUUUCUUUUUGAUUGGACAUCAGCUAAUCAACCAGUAUUCCAAGUUCUGCUGAUUUUAACAUCUUUUGUAUUAGCAUGGGCAGAAGCUUGGUUCUUUGAUUUUCGUGUGAUACCUCAGGAAACUCAAGCAAGAAAUUGGAUUCUUAGUUUUCCGGAUACAGAAAGAACUCCAUUAUUACAAGGCAUUGUGACAGAAUCACGGCAACAUGCGGCAAAUGUUGAUCACAUGAGUACAUUUUUCACACCUGUGGAAUCUCCGACUCAUUCUGAUGAUGAGGACAUCAGCUUCCCCAGAAAGCAAGGAGACUCGAGGAAACUCUCAAAAUCCAAUGAAUUAUUUAGAUUCCUAGCGAAACUUACACCUGAUAAGAUUGAUGAAUAUAAAAUGAAGACAUCUAAGAUGUUACAAGAUUGUCAUGACUUGUUAACAUCGAAAGAAUGGAAAGAUACAAGUAUAACAAGCGAUGGUGAUGAAAUGUCAUGUAUGCAACUUCCACCAGAAUGGAAAUUAGAUGGAAAGGUCAUGAAAAUAACGGGUAUCAUCGAUGCACCUGCUAGCAUACUCAUAGAUUUAUUGUUUGAUGGUGUCGAGGAACAAGUUUCGUGGAACAAACUCGUGACAGAAUCAAUAAAACUACAAUAUAUUGAUGAAAACACGGAUAUUGUUUACCAAGCAACAAGUCCUUUUGGCGGCGGGAUCAUUACAGCGCGAGAUUUUGUUAUUUUAAGGCAUCGUAAGAAAUAUGGCAAUUAUUAUAUUACUAGCGGUGUAUCGGUUCCUACCGCAUCAGUUGAAGUUCGCCCAAACAUGACAAGGGGUGAAAAUGGUAUAAGCUGUUUCGCAACAGAAGAGUUACCUGACGAAAUUAGUAAAUGUCGUUUUACUUGGAUUCUAAAUACAAAUUUUAAAGGCUGGAUACCACAAACUGUUGUAGAUAAAUCUUUGUCCACUGGUUUAGUAAACUUCAUGACAUAUUUAAGGGAACACUUGAAUGAUAUGCAACAAUCGUCAAUCUAGUAUAAUGUUACUCAUA